CUUCUCAAUAAGAGUAGAGCAAAAAGUGAAAUAGCUUAGGGAAAAGUAAUUCCUAUAUCAAGUGAUUUCAUUAGAAAAUAAAACAAAGCAAAAAAAAAAGAAUAUAAAUUAUACAAAGAAUUACUUCCAAACGUGAAAUAAUAAUGAGUUCCAGUCUGCGCAUUGCGAUUAUUGGCCAGAGCAAUUUUGCGGCCGAUGUGCUGGAGUUGCUGUUGGAACGUUCCAUUUUUCAAAUAGUGGGCGUGUUCACCAUACCGGACAAGGGCAGUCGGGAGGAUGUUUUGGCCAGCACCGCGGCCAGCCACAAUAUACCCGUCUUCAAGUUUGCCAGCUGGCGCCGCAAGGGCGUGGCCCUGCCCGAGGUCCUGGCAAAGUACAAAUCGGUGGGCGCAACGCUAAAUGUGCUGCCCUAUUGCUCACAGUUCAUACCCAUCGAGGUGAUUGAUGGCGCUCCGUUGGGCAGCAUAUGCUACCAUCCCUCCAUAUUGCCCAGGCAUCGCGGCGCGAGCGCCAUAUCCUGGACGCUCAUCGAGGGCGACGAGGUGGCCGGCUUCAGCAUUUUCUGGGCGGAUGAUGGCCUGGACACUGGACCCUUGCUGUUGCAACGUCAGACCAAUGUUGAGCCGACGGACACUUUGGACAGCAUCUACAAGAGGUUCUUGUAUCCGGAGGGUGUCAAGGCCAUGGGCGUGGCUGUUGAUAUGGUUGCCCAGGGCACAGCGCCCAAAAUAACCCAAACUGAGGUGGGCGCCACCUAUGAUCCGGCCAUGUUCAAAGCCGAGAACCAGAUGCUGAAUCUGCAACAGUCCGCGGAGCGCAUAUGGAAUUUUGUGCGUGGCCUAGACUCGGUGCCGGGAGCCAUAGCUACCGUGCUCGAAGCCGAUGGCAGUGAGCAGCAAGUGCGUUUCUUUGGGGCACAUAUCUAUUCCGCUGGACCCGUCAAAGGCGGACAGCCGCUGAAGCUGAAGGGCCUGGCCAAGCCAGCCUGGGUACACGAGGGCGGCCUGCUGAUUGAGGGCACUGACGGCGCCUUUGUGAAUGUGCGUCGCAUUAAGCGUGGCUCGAAGAUGAUCAAUGCCAGCGAUUGGUUCAAGCAGGCGGAGCACCAGCCUAUUACGGAUUUCACCGAAGAUGAGUUGGCUAAGCGGACGCAGCUGUCUGGCAUUUGGCAAGCCAUACUCAAGGAACCUAUCGAGGCAACGACGGAUUUCUUUGCCGCCGGCGCUGGCUCCAUGGACGUGGUGCGUCUAGUGGAGGAGGUCAAGGAGGCAUUCGAUGUGCCGCUAGAGAAUGAGCACGUCUUUAUGGCGCCCGUCUUUGAGGAGUUCUUCGAUCAGCUGAUAAGAAGCCUGCGCCAGGGCAGCGGCGACGCCAGCGCCAAGCAGCUCAACUACGAGGGUUUUCUGCUGCAGGCGAACAAGCGUGAGAUUCGGGUGCCCACACAGCUCUUCAUCAAUGGCGCGUUCAUCGAUGCCGAGCAGCAGCGCACACUGGACAUCAUUAAUCCCACCGACGAGCAGGUGCUCUGCCAGGUGGCCUGUGCGAGCGUGAACGAUGUAGACAAGGCGGUGCAGGCGGCGCACAAGGCAUUCUUUGGCGCCUGGAAGCAGGUGUCGGCCCGGCAACGCGGACAGCUCAUGCUGAAACUGGCCGAUCUGAUGGAGCAACACAAGGAGGAACUGGCCACCAUUGAGUCUGUGGACUCGGGCGCCGUCUAUACGCUGGCCCUGAAGACCCACAUUGGCAUGUCCAUCGAUGCGUGGCGCUACUUUGCCGGCUGGUGCGAUAAGAUCCAGGGUAAUACGAUACCCGUGAAUCCCGCCCGGCCCAACAAUGUGCUGACGUUUACGCGCAAGGAACCGAUUGGUGUGGUUGGCCUGAUCACACCCUGGAAUUAUCCAUUGAUGAUGCUCUCCUGGAAGAUGGCCGCCUGCAUAGCCGCCGGCAAUACCUGCCUGAUCAAGCCGGCACAGACAUGCCCCCUGACGGCGCUCAAGUUUGCGGAGCUCACCGUGCUGGCCGGAUUCCCGCCGGGCGUCAUCAAUGUGCUGCCGGGCAAGGGCUCUGAUGCGGGUCAGGCUGUGGCCGAUCAUCAGCUGGUGCGCAAACUGGGCUUUACCGGCUCCACGCCCAUUGGCAAGCACAUCAUGAAAUCCUGCGCUGCAUCCAAUCUGAAGAAAUGUUCACUGGAGCUGGGCGGCAAGAGUCCUUUGAUCAUAUUCGCUGAUUGUGAUCUCGACAAGGCUGUGAAACACGGCAUGUCUUCGGUCUUCUUUAAUAAGGGUGAAAAUUGCAUAGCCGCCGGACGUCUUUUUGUGGAGGAUCGCAUUCACGACGAGUUUGUGCGUCGCGUGCUCAAGGAUUUGCGCUCGAUGACCAUUGGCGAUCCACUCAAUCGGUCCACGGCACACGGUCCACAGAAUCAUAAGGCGCACUUCGAUAAGCUAUUGGAGUACUGCGAAAGGGGCGUGGCAGAGGGCGCAACGCUUGUUUACGGCGGCUGUCGCGUGCCCAAUCUGAAGGGUUAUUUCUUUACGCCCACCGUGUUCACCAAUGUCGAGGAUGACAUGUUCAUAGCACAGGAAGAAUCAUUCGGUCCAAUUAUGAUCAUCUCCAAGUUCAACGGCAGCGAUGUAGACUCGGUCAUGGAGCGUGCCAAUCGCACCGAGUACGGACUGGCCAGCGGUGUCUUUACCAAGGACAUUAGCAAGGCCUUGAGCUUUGCCGAUCGCAUCGACGCGGGCACCGUCUUUGUCAAUGUCUACAACAAAACGGAUGUGGCAGCUCCAUUUGGUGGCUUUAAGCAGAGCGGCUUCGGCAAGGAUUUGGGCCAGGAGGCGCUCAACGAGUAUCUGAAGACCAAGUGUGUGACCAUUGAGUACUGAGUUAAUUCAAAUUCGACAGAAUUCAAUGUUCGGUUAGUGAGAAAGAAAAGACUUACUGCAUUUUAUAUAGAUACUACAUAAUUCUCAAUAGGCCUAGAAAUACGUAUUUAUGUAUACGAGUCUUUAUUAAAACU
Molecule: messenger RNA, 3019 nt
Organism: Drosophila novamexicana
Lineage: Eukaryota; Metazoa; Arthropoda; Insecta; Diptera; Drosophilidae
Product: cytosolic 10-formyltetrahydrofolate dehydrogenase
Exons: 4
Coding region: 144-2885 (913 amino acids)
Biological process (GO): biosynthetic process; one-carbon metabolic process; 10-formyltetrahydrofolate catabolic process
Cellular component (GO): cytoplasm
Molecular function (GO): aldehyde dehydrogenase (NAD+) activity; formyltetrahydrofolate dehydrogenase activity
Source: RefSeq, a predicted model, not a curated record